Molecule: messenger RNA, 613 nt
Organism: Macadamia integrifolia
Lineage: Eukaryota; Viridiplantae; Streptophyta; Magnoliopsida; Proteales; Proteaceae
Product: acyl carrier protein 1, mitochondrial-like
Exons: 2
Coding region: 169-438 (89 amino acids)
Biological process (GO): fatty acid biosynthetic process
Cellular component (GO): mitochondrion
Molecular function (GO): acyl carrier activity; acyl binding
Source: RefSeq, a predicted model, not a curated record
AUCUUCGUCUAAGAAGCCGAGCAAAGAGGUGAGACUGAUCGAGAUCCAGGGCGAGGGCGAGAGAGAGAGAGAGAUGGCUUUGGGAGCUGCGAUCGAGUCUCAGUUCAAAGUGCUGCACUGGAUCGGUCGAGGUCGCUGGCAUGGAGUCUCUGCAACUCCAUUCGUCCGAUGUCCUCUCAUGGAGACGAUCAUCUCGACAGGGAAGAAGUGAUGGAAAGAGUUUUGGACGUCGUCAAGUGCUUCCCCAAGGUUGAUCCUUCGAAGGUGACCUCUGAUGUCCAUUUCCAAAAAGAUUUAGGCUUGGAUAGCUUUGAUACUGUUGAAAUUGUAAUGGCUUUAGAGGAGUUCAAGCUGGAGAUUCCAGAUAAGGAGGCUGAUAAAAUUGAUUCCUGCCCCCUUUCUAUCGAGUACAUUGCUAACCAUCCAAUGGCUGGUUAGCUCUAGGAUAUUGCAUCUAGAUUGUACUGAUUGGGUCAACCAUUUUGUUUGAUUUCUUGAGUGGUUGUAGAAAUAUAAUCUCUGCCAGUGGAUCGAAAUAAUUCUGAUAUCUUUGAUAUUGUAAUUUUGGUGAACUAGAUAAUGAAGGUCAUUCGUGAAUUAUGUUUCUCUUGAA